AUGAGACUCCUGUUGAAUCAAGGAUUGGUAUUUCGUGGACAUCAUGAAGAUGAAUCAUCAUUAAACAAGGGUUACUUUCUUGAGAUUCUUUCAUGGUAUGUAGAGAGGUGUGAUAAAAUCCGUGAUCUUGUGUUGAAAAAGGCUACAAAGAAUGAUGAGUUGACCUCUCAUAAAAUUCAAAAAGACAUUAUCAUUGCAGGUAAAAUUGAAACAGUUAAAGCAAUUAUGGACGAUCUAAAUGGAGACUUUUUUGCAUUGCUAGUUGAUGAAUCAUGUGAUGUAUCACGCAAAGAGCAAUUAGCUAUUGUCUUGCGAUACUUUAAUAUAUGUGGAUCUGUGGUGGAGCAUUUUAUUGGGAUCGUUCAUGUUCGUAAUACUAGUACUUUAUGUUUAAAGGAAGCAAUUGUUGAUUACCUUGCUCAACAUUCUUUGAGUUUAUCUUAUGUGCGUGGACAGUGCUAUGAUGGAGAAAGCAACAUGCAAGAGGAUUUACGUGGCCUCAAAACUUUGAUUCAACAAAAAAGUAAAUUCGCUUAUUCCAUUUAUUAUUUUGCACACCAACUUCAAUUGACUCUUGUUGCGGUAUCCAAAAAGUGUCUUGAAGUGGGAGAACUUGUAUUGUCGAUUUCUAAUUUAUUGAAUAUAGUGGUAUGUUCUUUUAAACGUAUGGAUUAUCUUCGAGAAUCUCAAGCAGAAAAAGUUCAAGAGGCAUUAGACAUGGGUGAACUUGAAACUGGUAGGGGUUUGAAUCAAGAACUUGGUCUUGCCAGAGCUGCUGAUACUCGUUGGGAUUCGCACUACAAAUCUUUUAAGAACUUUAUUUCUAUGUUUGGCUCAAUUAUUGAUGUUCUUGAUACUAUCGUUGUUGAUGCCCGGACUUUAGAAGAAAGAGCUAAGGCAAAGGAAUAUCUUAGCACUUGUCAAACAUUUGAGGUUGCUUUCAUAUUGCACCUAAUGAGAGAUAUUUUGUGGAUCACAAAUAAGCUUAAUACAUCCUUACAAAAAAAAAAGGAGCAAAAUAUUGCAAAUGCUAUUCUACUUGUUGAAGUGGCAAAGAAACAGUUGCAAAAGCUAAGAGAAGAAGAAUGGGAUUCACCUAUUGAUAAGGUGUCUGCAUUUUGUGUCAAGUAUAAUAUUUCGAUACCAAACUUUGAUGACUUCUAUGUUAACUCUGGAAGAUCUCGACAUAAAAUUAUUGAUUGGCAAGUUCAAGAACUCAAUGCUCGUUUUAAUGAGGUGACAACGAACUUGCUUGUUGGAGUAGCUUGCGUAAAUCCAGUUGAUUCAUUUUUCAGUUUUGACAUAAACAAGAUAUUGAUGAUGGUUGAAUUGUAUCCUGACGAUUUUGAUGAGAAUAUAAUGGUUACACUCAAGAAUCAACUUGAAACUUAUAUUGUUGAUGUUCGUGAUGUUGAUGAAAGGUUCUCAAAUCUACAAGGACUUGUUGAUCUUUCUGAAACACUAGUUAAGACAAAGAAGCAUUUGAAUUAUCCAUUUGUGUUUCGCCUUGUAAAAUUUGCUUUGCUUCUACCAGUUGCCACUACUAUAGUUGAAAGAACUUUUUCGGUGAUGAAUUUGAUCAAGAGUGAAUAG
Messenger RNA from Nicotiana tabacum (common tobacco), 1593 nucleotides. The record is from RefSeq and is a predicted model, not a curated record. Lineage: Eukaryota; Viridiplantae; Streptophyta; Magnoliopsida; Solanales; Solanaceae.